Molecule: messenger RNA, 681 nt
Organism: Anisakis simplex (herring worm)
Lineage: Eukaryota; Metazoa; Nematoda; Chromadorea; Rhabditida; Anisakidae
Source: the annotation of a GenBank genome assembly
AUGUCUGUUGAUAAAACAAUUGAAGAGUUGAGUUCCACACUCGCACAGUUAGGCACACUCGUUAAUCACAUAAAUGCUCAAGUUGUCGGUAUCACAUCCAGAAUAAAUAUUACUCUGGAAACGUUCGAUAGUUCUGUGGCUGGUGUUGCCACAGAUGCGAGUGCCUUAACGCAUCAGAUUGGACUCACCGUUUCUCAAAUACCAAAUGCGUGGGUGUUUUAUCUGUUGUUGAUAACACUAACUGUUGUUUUUAUAUUGUUGUCUAUUGUUCUAACGAUCAACUUACUCACAAAGUGCCAUGGAAUGUAUCGGUUAGUCAGAGAACCGAGGGGGUCAUCCUCAAAUGGAUACAUUUCAGAUGUUUCGCAUAACACCAAUUCUGAAAUUCUGCCAAUUUAUGAAGAAUCAAAAACGCCCACAUUGUACACUAUGGGAUCAGCUCGAUCACCACCCGUAAACCAUAUAGCGAUACCAAUGGAAUAUGAGCCGAGGAGGGUGGGAUACCCGAUCGCAAAUGGCAGUAUUCGAGAUAACUCUUCAAUCAAAUGCGACUCUUCAAUAAAAUGCAAUGAUAAACAACAACCUUAUCAACGGAAGCCAUAUGAUGUGAACGACGGUGGCCGUUACAAUGUGCAAGCUGGUGUUGCGAUACCUUUCGAUCAACAUGGUGCAGAAGUUUAA